Molecule: messenger RNA, 1491 nt
Organism: Leptonychotes weddellii (Weddell seal)
Lineage: Eukaryota; Metazoa; Chordata; Mammalia; Carnivora; Phocidae
Gene: NOG
Product: noggin
Biological process (GO): dorsal/ventral pattern formation; negative regulation of BMP signaling pathway; negative regulation of cell differentiation
Source: RefSeq, a predicted model, not a curated record
GUGCCAACGUGCGCGGACGCCGCCGCCGCCGCCGCCGCUGGAGUCCGCCGGGCAGAGCCGGCCGCGGAGCCCCGAGCAGGCGGAGGGAAGUGCCCCUAGGACCCGCUGGGCCAGCGGCGCUGCACAGAGCGGCAGGACGACGAGCAGCGAGAGGAGGAGGAGGGGAGAGCGGCUCGUCCACGCGCCCUGCACCGCCGCCGGCCCGGGAAGGCAGCGAGGAGCCGGCGCCCCCCGCGCCCGCCGUCGCCCUGGAGUAAUUUCGGAUGCCCCGCCGCGGCCGCCUGCCCGAAUAGACCCGGGAGAGGAGUUGCGGCCAACUUGUGUGCCUUCUUUCCGCCCCGGUGGGAGCCGGCGCUGCGCGAAGGGCUCUCCCGGCGACUCAUGCUGCCGGCCCUGCGCCUGCCCCGCCUCGGGUGAGCCGCCUCCGGAGAGACGGGGGAGCGCGGCGGCGCCGCGGGCUCGGCGUGCUCUCCUCGGGGGACGCGGGACGAAGCAGCAGCCCCGGGCGCGCGCCGGAGGCAUGGAGCGCUGCCCCAGCCUGGGGGUCACCCUCUACGCCCUGGUGGUGGUCCUGGGGCUGCGGGCGGCACCGGCCGGAGGCCAGCACUAUCUCCACAUCCGCCCGGCUCCCAGCGACAACCUGCCCCUGGUGGACCUCAUCGAACACCCGGACCCUAUCUUUGACCCCAAAGAGAAGGAUCUGAACGAGACGCUGUUGCGCUCGCUGCUCGGGGGCCACUACGACCCGGGCUUCAUGGCCACCUCGCCCCCCGAGGACCGGCCCGGCGGGGGCGGGGGGGCGGCCGGGGGCGCCGAGGACCUGGCCGAGCUGGACCAGCUGCUGCGGCAGCGGCCGUCGGGGGCCAUGCCGAGCGAGAUCAAAGGGCUGGAGUUCUCCGAGGGCUUGGCCCCGGGCAAGAAGCAGCGCCUGAGCAAGAAGCUGCGGAGGAAGUUACAGAUGUGGCUGUGGUCGCAGACCUUCUGCCCGGUGUUGUACGCGUGGAACGACCUGGGCAGCCGCUUUUGGCCGCGCUACGUGAAGGUGGGCAGCUGCUUCAGUAAGCGCUCGUGCUCCGUGCCCGAGGGCAUGGUGUGCAAGCCGUCCAAGUCCGUGCACCUCACGGUGCUGCGGUGGCGCUGUCAGCGGCGCGGGGGCCAGCGCUGCGGCUGGAUUCCCAUCCAGUACCCCAUCAUUUCCGAGUGCAAGUGCUCAUGCUAGAACUCGGGGUCCCCUUCCCGCACCCGGACAAUUGAUGGAACCCCACCGACGCCCUCCCCCCGCCCCCCGCACCGUCUCCAACCAGUUCCACCACCCUCUCGCGAGGGGAUUCAAUGAACUUUUUUUUUUUUUUUUUUUUUUUUUCUGGCUACAGAGACCUAGCUUUCUGGUUCAUGUAAUGCACUGUUUAACUGUGUAGGAAUGUAUAUGUGUGUGUAUAUACGGUCCCAGUUUUAAUUUACUUAUUAAAAGGUCAGUAUUAUACGUUAAAA